CAAAACUCCCAUUUUUUGUGCCAUUCCUUAGCCCUCCAAACUCACCUCCCUCCGCCGGAUCGGAAAAGAUGGCCAGCGUCGCCGCCCAUGCCUCCACCUUCGUCUUCCGCCCAUGCGCCUCCAAGACUCGGUUCCUGACCGGCUCUUCUUCCAGACUUAACCGGGAAAUCUCCGCUAGACCGGCCACAUCUUCGUCACCCAGCUCAUUCAAAGUCGAAGCCAAGAAGGGUGAAUGGCUCCCGGGCUUGCCCUCGCCAGCCUACCUCAAUGGCAGUCUACCAGGAGACAACGGAUUCGACCCCUUGGCGCUGGCGGAGGACCCGGAGAACUUGAGAUGGUACGUACAGGCAGAGCUCGUGAAUGGGCGUUGGGCCAUGUUGGGAGUUGUCGGAAUGCUGCUGCCGGAAGUGUUCACGAAGAUAGGGAUAAUCAACGCGCCCAAGUGGUACGACGCCGGGAAGGCAGAGUACUUCGCCUCGUCGUCAACGCUUUUCGUGAUCGAGUUCAUCUUGUUCCACUACGUGGAGAUCCGGCGGUGGCAGGACAUCAAGAACCCAGGAAGCGUGAACCAGGAUCCCAUCUUCAAGAACUACAGCCUGCCUCCCAAUGAGUGUGGAUACCCUGGUGGCAUCUUCAACCCCCUCAACUUUGCCCCCACACUAGAGGCCAAAGAAAAGGAGCUCGCCAAUGGGAGAUUGGCAAUGUUGGCAUUCUUAGGGUUUAUUGUUCAGCACAACGUGACCGGGCAAGGGCCGUUCGACAACCUGUUGCAGCAUCUGUCGGACCCCUGGCACAACACAAUUGUUCAAACACUAAGGGGUUACUAGACUAGAUGAUCAAGAUUAACCCGUUGCCAUGAGUGAUGUGGUUUUGAGUGCGUGCGUGUGUGAGAGAGAGAGAGAGAGAUCAUCUGAGCUUUAAUGUGUACAAGCAAGCUUCAAUGUACAGGGAAGUAAGAUGGCACUACAAUUUCAUCUACCAA
Molecule: messenger RNA, 982 nt
Organism: Diospyros lotus (date-plum)
Lineage: Eukaryota; Viridiplantae; Streptophyta; Magnoliopsida; Ericales; Ebenaceae
Product: chlorophyll a-b binding protein 4, chloroplastic
Exons: 3
Coding region: 69-827 (252 amino acids)
Biological process (GO): response to light stimulus; photosynthesis, light harvesting in photosystem I
Cellular component (GO): membrane
Source: RefSeq, a predicted model, not a curated record